Molecule: messenger RNA, 2538 nt
Organism: Gopherus evgoodei (Goodes thornscrub tortoise)
Lineage: Eukaryota; Metazoa; Chordata; Testudines; Testudinidae
Product: NACHT, LRR and PYD domains-containing protein 1b allele 2-like
Exons: 12
Coding region: 54-1673 (539 amino acids)
Biological process (GO): inflammatory response; regulation of apoptotic process; innate immune response
Cellular component (GO): canonical inflammasome complex
Source: RefSeq, a predicted model, not a curated record
CUCAGCUGUAGUUUCCUGACUCUGUCUGCUGUCCAGGCUGAUCAGAAAGCAGCAUGGAGGCCCCUGGGAGAAGUGACCUGCUGAGGAAGCUGAAAGCCCUGGGUAAGGAGGAGCUGGAGGGAUUCAAGGAUAAGCUGAGUGAAGUCCUGCUGGAGGGGGGAUCUGAGCCCAUCCCCAAAACACCAGCUGACCCUGCAGCACUAACUGACCUGCUUCUCAGGCACUGCAGAGGGGAUUCGAAAGCGGUUCUGAAAGUCCUGGAAGAUGUUGAAGCCAGACUCCAGAAAGUCUCUCCCACAGCUUCGAGCCAUCCACAAGAAGAGCGGAAGCCGUCCACUUGCACUAAAGCAGGCGAUUCAGGACCAAAGAGCCAGUUCACGCAUUCAGGCAAUGAGGUUCCCCCUGGUGAAGGAGGAACACUAGCAUCUGCAAUUGCCUUCAUGAAGAGGUAUCUUUCCUUCACUGGCUCCAAGGCCGAAGCUAUGGGAAAACAAAGCAGGAAGGAGGAUCCCACUUGGGACAACUGGGGAACGGACAAAUGCAAACUGUGUCCCAGGGAGGAGGAUCCUUCAGAAGAAAUAAGUCCAGAGAUUAUUCAGGGCCCAGAUGGGAACCAAGAGACGUACAGGGUUCACCUCCCUGGGGCAGGCUCCUUCCGUUGCUCUGAAACCAAACUGGGACUUGAGGUAAGGGCAGCAGUGACUGUCCAGUACCGAUACGGCUUCUGGGAUCAGCAUCUGAGUGUAUGGAGCACUCCUAAAUGGAUGAUCGCUGGCCCUUUAUUCAGCAUCCAGGCAGAACCGGCUGGGGCCGUGGCAGCCAUUCACCUCCCGCACUUCCUGUGUCUCAGAGGGGCUGACAGCUCCCGGAUGCAAAUUGCCCAUUUCAUCGAGGAGGGGAUGACCCUGGAGAAGCCAAUGCAAGUGAGGCCAUUCCACGCUGUGCUGGAGAACCCCAGCUUCUCUCUGUAUGGAGUGGUCUGGGGGAAUGGCUCCAAACCACCAAUUCUGAUCCACUCCAUUGUGCUGCUCUACUGGGCACUCAAGAUGGCAAAGACGACUCUUCACCUCUACAUCAUCCCUAACGACCACUCCCGGUUCAAGGCCGUUGAUGACUAUGAAAAGAAGUACCCAUCAAGGCUGGUGUCGACAUCUCUUCAGACCCAUAAGCCCCUGACCUUUGAUUCUCAUUACAUUGUGUCCAGUCAAGCAAACAUAGAAGUGACACCCAAGGAGCUGGAGUUUUGUAACAUCCAAGCAGAGUGUCUGCAGUCAUAUAUGGAAAUCUACACUAAGGACAUUCAGGGAGGACUGGAGUUCAGCUUGGUAGAGAAAAUCAACAAGGAGCCCAUCUGGGAGGCACAUGUGAGACCAGAGGAUGCGACACUUUCUGUUUCAUCUGUCCAAACUCAAACAGAUGAGCAUUUUGUCAGCCAGCACCGAGAACAGCUGAUCCAGCAGGUGAUGGCAGUGGAUGGCAUCCUGGAUUCAUUGUGUGGCUCUGUUCUGGACCUGGAGCAAAUCCAGAGCAUCAGAGCAGAGAGAUCCAGCAUGGAGAAGAUGAGGAAGCUGUAUGAGCUGGUGCCUAAAUGGGACAAUGACUGCAAGGACCGGCUCUACCAGGCACUGAAGGAGAAGCACAGACCCCUAGUGGAAGAGCUUGAGGGGAUAUAGAUUGUCUCUUGGGGACAGCAACAUUCUAGUGGGGGGACAGGAUGUGCUUCAAGAUCUCUUCCCAAUUCCAAACGACCAGCCCACCAGCCGGGGUCCAUAACAGUGUCAGUCAGGUGAUGGUCUUGUGCUUCUUAACAGUCCCAGCUUAUUGUGCUAGGUGAAUAUUUAUCUCGUGACGAGAACAGCUGGGGUGUGGGAGUGAGGAUUCCUGGCUCUGGAAGGGGAGUGGGGUUUAAUGUUUGGUGAAGGGGCAGGGCUGGGAGUCAGGUUGCCUGGGUUCUGUUUCCUGGGCCAAACUAGGGGGAUCAAACUCCAAAGUUGAGGUUCCUUCAUGGAAAAUGCUCUGCUGGCUACUCACUCAUUUAGGCUCCACUUCUUGUCUGGACUGCUAUGCUUGGAGUCGCCUUUGAGACUUCCAUGGGGGUCUGCGUAGGCAAAAGUAUCGACCCGAACGGAUCCAACUACCAAAGAGCUCAAGUGCCUUCAUCGACCACAGGGGAAUGUACAGAAAUGAUAUUAAAUCUCUCCUGUGGGAUGGGUGUGCUGGGAAUCAGACCCCCAGUUUGGGGAGAUUAAGGUCAUCUAAGGUCCUUAGUUAUUUCCAGUGGUCUGUAGCUAAGGAAAUUGUCAAAGGUGAGUGAGCCAUUUCUGAUGCCACCUUUGCUGCUAUUAGCUAGAAUAUCAGUAUUUUGCACGGACCCUCCCAGCUAGAAUAUCAGUACUUUGGAUUCCAGGUACUCGGUCCGGGCAAAGGACUCCCUGUGGUUUUGCACUGUUGCAUCCAAAGAGUGGAAAACCCGAUGUGUGUAGGCUCCAAGGGGGUCUGAACUUCAUGAAACAAAUUUUCCAGACAACAAGCCUACCU